UUCAUGGCUUUUGUGUAUUAUAAGGUUAUACAGACCAGUCAUGGUGUCAUUAUGGAUAUAAAACUCCCAGCAUGCCAGCUCCUGUGCCAUUUAGAAGGCUGCAGGUUCAGCUGUAUAUGUAUCUCCAUUGUAGGAAACAUUUACCAGAUCAGCUUGAAAUGGCACUUGUUUAAAGGAGGAGCAGUCCUAGACAUAGCUGCCAUUAUAUAAAGGGCACAGACAUUGGCAGUGCCAGCCUUCAUUUCACACUUGUAAUAUAAAGGGGCAGUCAUAGGGUGCUUAGGAGCAGUGCCAGCUUUCCCAAUUGGUAUUGGCAGAGCCAUCAUAUUCUCUGCUUACUCCCAGAAGACUUUCCAGAGUCGAUGCCAGUCUUUCCUAGACAAAACUGUUGUUAAACUGCACCUCACAGACUUCAUAGACCCUGAGGGUUACACUUCCCUGUUGGUACGAGCGCCGGCCCGGGUGCCUCUCGGCAGAGUUUCACUUCCUGGUAAGGUUAACCCUUCCGUGCCCAGUGCAUUCCAGACGCAGUCACUAAACAGCCAUGCCGCAGGAACGUGACUUGUCACUCCCCAUUGUAAGUUGUGACUUCAAUCGUUUCCAGAGAAUGACGACCAGGAAGCGUGAGACUAGUUAAUUGUGUGUAAUGCCGGCUGCUGAGCAAUGCCACGGUACAACUAACUGGGCAUGAAUGUUGCCAGACCAGUUCCGAUUGCCCUUCCGUUAGCCGUGUGUGUGGUGAGCUGCUUUCCUUACAGGUAUCUCAUUGUCCCUCUGCAGUGCUACAUGGGGUUUCAGUGUGCGAUAAACCUUUCAUUUUUCUUUUCUUUUUCCUUUAAACUCUUUGCAUUCUCACCCAUCUCACUGUCUGUUUUAUCCUCCCGUCCAGUCCUUUUCUCCCCUCCCCAACCUUCCUAAUUUCAGUCCCUCCUCUAUUCCAAUCCCUCCUUCAUCUCCUCUCCCCUUAUCUGCCCUGUUCUGUUUAGUUUUCUAGCAUCUUAUUCUCUCUCUCUCUCUUCUCUGUCUCAUGCCCACUGCUUUCUCUGGGCACUGCCAGCUUGGCUGCCCCCGGAUCUAGCCCGGGAUAAGUUGAGCGAUUGGCACGCAUGGGGAGUUCAGCGUCCUCCCUUGCGGCGGAGCGUGAGACAAGCCAUGGUUUCAAUGGCACUGCGUUGCCCGGGCUCAGAGUGCUGGGAUGGCACAGAAGUGGGGCCCCUGAAUCUAUAUGGCAGGGAGCAGUCAUCCCUUGGUACAGGACACUCAGGCUUCCAGACCCCAUGGCUGCCUCCUUCCCCUACAAAGAGUGGUCAUGUUGCCGUUGCACUUUCCUGAAUCCUGCUGGGCAGCAGCACUGCUCCAUCUGUGAAGCUCCACGCCAGCAGCCAGAUCUUAACCACAUCUUGCGGCUCAGCACGGAGCAGCGUUGGUCCUGCAGCCGGUGCACCUAUUCCAACUUAACGGCCACCAGUCCUUCACCUCCUCCAAGUAGCUGUCAGCUUUGUGGUUUCCUGACCCCAUCACCAGUUCCUAAUGGACUCCCUGGGAUACCCCAUGCCGAAACUGGAUCCUCAGAGCAGGAGCCAGAGCCGAGUGAUGCAACUGCUUCUAUUCUCUCCUUUGCAGGGGAUUCUGGUUGGAGUUGCCCUCGAUGCACCUUGCACAACACCCCAGUGUCCAUCUCUUGCUCUGCGUGUGGAGGACCACGCAAACUUUCCUUGCCCAAAAUUCCUCCAGAGGCUCUAGUGGUCCCAGAGAUUGUCCCACCUCCUGCUGCUUUCCAAUGCUCCGAAGAGCCAGGCACUGCUCCUCUCCGUGAGCAAGACUCUUCCCGUCCUCUCCCUUCACUGCCUCUUUCCCCUGGCCCACAUAAUGCCCCUGUUCCUAGGAGCAGGAGGGAAGUGGCACCCGAUAACCCACUCUCACCUUCCUCUUCUGCUCCCAUUCGCCUUCCUAAACGCCUGAGUGUUUUAGAAGAGGAGAUGCCCACAGCUGAACAGGCACCCACUCCUACAGAACCUUACAGCCAAGAUUCUAGAUGGACAUGUGGAAAAUGCACUCUGCGUAACCUACCAACUGCCAGCCAAUGCCGGGCCUGUGGGUCAGUACGGGGGAACGACGGUGAAACUGGCACGGGCGAAGCGGAUGUUCUCCCUUCACCCUCUAGCACAGGACUGUUGCCAGUUACAGCACCCCGUCAGACUCAGUGGGGCUGCCCUGCCUGCACCCUAUUGAAUGAUAAUGGAGUCACGCACUGCGCUGCCUGUCACACGCCCCAGCGAUACGUAACAAAGCACCAUAUAAAAACACGGGUGCUGCGGCGGAGGGAAAGUGUCCGAGCAGAGACACGGAGACAGACUGAUGAAGGAGAAGCGAAGGAGCUCUGGGAGAACAUUGUCAGCUUCUGCCGGGAUUUCUCCUCUUACCUGUCCCCAUCCCAGAACAAAGUGAAUUUUGUGGAUGACAGCUUCCCCCCCGGCCCUCGCUCUGUAGGCUUCCCGGAAUCAGACAGCGUCCAGCAGCGGGUCAAGCAGUGGCUUCGGCCGCAAGAGAUCAACUGCAGCUCCUUCAAAGAGCGCGGCGUCAAGUGGACUGUCUUUCGCACGCCUCGACCGUCGGACAUCCUUCAAGGGCUUCUGGGAAACUGCUGGUUCCUGAGUGCCCUGGCAGUGCUGGCGGAGAGACCAGAGCUGGUGGAGCGGGUAAUGAUCACAAGGACAAUUUGCCCUGAGGGGGCCUAUCAAGUGCGGCUGUGCAAAGACGGAACGUGGACCACAGUGCUGGUGGAUGAUAUGCUGCCCUGUGAUGAGGCUGGAUAUCUGCUCUUCUCCCAAGCUCAGAGAAAGCAGCUGUGGGUGGCACUAAUCGAGAAGGCCCUGGCAAAGCUCCAUGGCUCCUACUUUGCACUGCAGGCUGGUCGUGCCAUAGAGGGACUGGCUACCCUGACGGGAGCUCCCUGUGAGAGCCUCAUGCUGCAAGUUAGUUCCACGAAUCCACGGGAGGAAAAUGUAGACACUGAUCUGAUCUGGGCCAAAAUGCUGAGCUCUAAAGAGGCAGGGUUCCUAAUGGGAGCAUCCUGUGGCGGAGGGAACAUGAAAGUGGAUGAUAUUGCCUAUGAAAAUGUGGGACUUAGACCUCGACAUGCCUACUCCAUACUAGAUGUUCGAGACGUUCAAGGAUUCCGGCUUCUCCGGUUACGCAACCCAUGGGGUCGCUUCUCCUGGAAUGGAAGUUGGUCAGACGAGUGGUCUCAGUGGCCAGCAUCACUAAAGCAUGAACUGAUGCCCCACGGAAGCAGCGAGGGAGUCUUCUGGAUGGAGUACAAUGACUUUAUCCGGUAUUUUGACUCGGUGGACAUCUGUAAGAUCCACACGGACUGGCAUGAAGUAAGAGUCCAGGGCACCUUUCCCAACAAGGCUUCUGUUCCGGUCACAGUCACUUCCCUGACGGUAGUGGAGCGCACAGCCAUGGAGUUCUCUCUUUUCCAGGAAGGCAGCAGACGUUCCGAUACUGUGGACAGCCACCUUCUGGACCUCUGCAUUAUGGUUUUUCGGGCAUCCCACGGUGGGGCAGGGAAGGUGAUGUUGGGCCGACUCAUGGCGCACAGCAAAAGGGCCGUGAAGAAGUUUGUGGGAUGUGAUGUUAUGCUGGAGCCAGGGGAGUAUGCAGUUGUGUGCUGUGCCUUCAACCACUGGCAGACUCUCAUGGCAUCCGCUUCCUCCCCAGCUCAGGCCUCCAGCCCCACAGGUAGCAGUAACAACCGUCGUGCAACCUCAGACCCUCUAGGAUACAUUCUGGCUAUUUACAGUUCCCGGCUUGUUAUGGUGGAACAGAUGGAAGCGCAGCCGACAACACUUGCUGAUGCCAUUAUCCUGCUGACAGAAGAUAAGGGUGAAAGGCACGAGGGUCGCGAAGGGAUGACUUGCUACUACCUGACUCAUGGAUGGGCUGGACUAAUUGUGGUGGUGGAGAAUCGGCACCCUAAAUCCUAUCUGCACAUCCAGUGUGACUGCACAGACAGCUUCAAUGUUGUGUCCACACGAGGGUGCCUCAAAACCAGCGACAGUGUCCCACCGCUGCACAGGCAAGUGCUGGUCAUCUUGUCUCAGCUGGAGGGGAAUGCUGGCUUCUCCAUCACACAUCGCCUGGCUCACCGCAAAGCCAAUCAGGCAUUUCUCAAUGACUGGAUGUCCAGCAAAGGCACCCACAGCCCCCCGCUGUCUCCUGAGGUGUCUGGCCUCCACGGCCCCCGCCCUCUCUGACGCCCAGCCUGGGCACUGAGGUGCUCUGUACAGGGUCGGCAGGAGCACUUUACAGACUUAAACCCUUCCCAAAUGAUGACACUUGAAAUCUACUCAGGACUCUCUUCCUGUGUAUACAGGGACCCUGUCAUUUCCCUCCUAAUCCUGUUGAUGCACACUCUAAACUUGCUGUUCCACACUCUAAACUUGCUGUUCCACAACACACACUCACACAGCUGUCGAGGAGCUUGGUACACACACCUCUAGUCCUACAACUUUUUUUUCCCACUCCCUUUUCUUGGGGUGCAACAAUACAUAAAGCUAACUAUGCUGAAGUUUCCAUAAGGGGGUAUAACACUGUAGUGAUAGUGGGGGUAUGUUUCAAAGGGUGAACAGACAGAAAGGUGAUCUCCAUUCAAGUCUAUGGGCUAUAUUUAUCAAAGAGUGAAAUCCCAUUCAUUUCUAUGGGAUUUUUAAAGGCAUAUUUAUCAAAGGGUGAAAGUGCCAUUAACCUUAGCAUUUCCCUCUGUCUCUUUACUGCUUGUUGGUAACAAUCCACGUAUUGCUCUAAUAAUAAUCAGGGUGGGACUGGCCUACCAGUGAACCAGAGUAUAUCCUGGUGGGCCAUAAGCCAGUCCGUAUGUUCCUAUAUAUAAAAAAAACUAUUCCCAUUUGGCACUAUAUUUAAUCUAAUGCUGUGAGACUGGGUCUAGGGUUUCAGGUUCUCUGGUGGGCAUCAGUCCAACACUGUUGGGCUCCAGAUUUUUAUCUGCUUUUAUGAAAUUGCAUAUUUUAGUAGUUUAACCAAAUAUGAGCCAAACUUCCUUGGCUCCCCCCUUUAAAUGAUGAAAUGACUGAAGGACCCUAUCCCAGGAGAAUGGCUUUCAUAUUUUAGCUACGUGCUUUGUGAGCUGUGAUGCUAUAGGAUGAGCAGAUAUACAAUGGCUGGGUGUUGUUCUGUACAGGUCACUGGCCUCCAGCACAUUAAAAGGGGAUUGUUGGAAGCUUAGGGUUGGAGUACUAAUUACUCUAUUAAUUCUAAAAUAUAUAUUACUAUUGACAAAAUGAUUCCUAUUGUUUAGGGAGGAAUGUAGCCAUUUUAACUCUGUUUGCCUGCAAACUCAACGCCUUAAAGCACUGGAUGCAUUUGUUUGUACAUUGCUUACAAGAUGUCAGAUAUAUAUAUAUAUAUAUAUAUAUAUAUAUAUAUAUAUAUAUAUAUAUAUAUAUAUAUAUAUAUAUAUAUACACAUUGCUGUCCCCGACAUAAUAGAACUUACACAUUGCAUGUGCUGUAUGGGAGACAGGGGAGAACCUUUCAUGUGCACCACUCACUUCCUGAGCACUUCCUUUACAGGGAGCUGCUGGCAAGUGCUCAGGAAAGUGCAGAGAGAAAUGCUGUCCCCCUGCUGCUGAGAAGUAGAAUAUGCCUUUUGUUCCACCAUAAGAAACUAUUUGAAUUUGGGGAUUUUACCAAAAACUAUAGGGUAGUUAAAGGAAUUUGUUUUUGAUGAAUGUCGUGACUGCUGCCAGCGGCACAUGAUGGGUUUGGAUCAGAAGCAGAUAAACUGUCGGUUUCACUAGAAGCCCAAACAUGUCUAGCAGCUACUGCCAAGCCCUGUCUGAGGGUUUUAUAGCGAAACAUCAGAACUCCCAGCGACAACCUAUCAAGUCAUGGGAAAUACACACUGUAUAGUUUGUCAUCAGUUUUUGGUGUAGCAACACAGAAUAUGGCUUAUGAUCCUUUAACCUUGUGUCCUCGGAUGUUGCUGGACUGCAACUCCCAGCAUUCAUUAAUGUACAAUCGAGUGCUCGGAGGACAUCUGGGCCCCGGGUUAAGAAACUGUUUCCUUUUGAUCAGCAUAUUCCAUUUGCACACGUGAAAGCGGCACUUUGCCUUUAUUGCUCCCCAGGCUACACGGAUUCCCAAGCCUUUAAAGGGCAAGUAGAAUUAGGCUUAUUGCCUUAAACGAGCAGCAUACUCCUCAUGCAAUGAUGCCGGAGGGUAUUUGCAUCCGUCUCUCAUGUACUUGCUUCAUCUGUUCUCAAUUUGUACAAUGUUAUUCUAUUGGCCAGUUCACAUGGGGAUGAAUCUGCUGGCUGCAAUGUACUCUUAACACUCAGUCUGACUGAUCUAUGCAUUCAUUUACCUGAUCCUAUAUAAUAGAUAUAUAUUUUUUUCAUUUUA
Messenger RNA from Xenopus laevis (African clawed frog), 6425 nucleotides. It is a transcript of the gene capn15.L, whose product is annotated as calpain 15 L homeolog. The coding region runs from base 1107 to 4259 and encodes 1050 amino acids. Gene Ontology annotation, cellular component: cytoplasm. Gene Ontology annotation, molecular function: hydrolase activity; cysteine-type peptidase activity; calcium-dependent cysteine-type endopeptidase activity. NCBI's taxonomy places the organism in Eukaryota, Metazoa, Chordata, Amphibia, Anura, Pipidae. The transcript has 12 exons. The record is from RefSeq and is a predicted model, not a curated record. Gene Ontology annotation, biological process: proteolysis.